Molecule: messenger RNA, 2353 nt
Organism: Maylandia zebra (zebra mbuna)
Lineage: Eukaryota; Metazoa; Chordata; Actinopteri; Cichliformes; Cichlidae
Product: sialidase-1
Biological process (GO): ganglioside catabolic process; oligosaccharide catabolic process
Cellular component (GO): cytoplasm; membrane; intracellular membrane-bounded organelle
Molecular function (GO): exo-alpha-sialidase activity
Source: RefSeq, a predicted model, not a curated record
CCUUGGGUCAUAUGACUCACAGGGGCAGGCCUUUCGGUAUAUGAAGUAGAGGAGAGAAUUUUAUCCCUACUACUCUUUUUGUUUCUGUUUUUGCGGACUUAUUUCGACACUUUCUUUCCUCACUCGCUUCUUUGUGUCUGCCGGAGUGAAGAAGAAGAAGAAGUUACGAGAAAGAGCCAACAUGGCAGCAGGAAGCCGGCUCGCUGCUCUUUGGCUACAGCUCUUUGUUGUGGUGUCUUGCUGUGUUUCUAACGUCAGCCCUCAGCAGAUCGACCCCCUGGUGUUUGAGGAGCAGCUGCUGUGGGUGAGCGGAGCCCAGGGUCAGGUGAACACUUACAGGAUCCCGCUGCUCACCUUCACCCCCAAAGGAAGCCUGCUGGCGUUUGCAGAAGCCAGGAAGUCUUCUUCUUCUGACAUUGGAGCGAAAUUCUUUGCUUUGCGGCGCUCCACAGACAAAGGAGCCACCUGGUCCCCGACCACCUUUAUUAUCGAUGACGGGGCGGCACCGGAUGGCAUAAACCUGGGCUCUGUUGUGGUGGACGAGGAAGUGGGCUCAGUGAUUCUGAUCUACUCAGUGUGCUUCCACCACUACCACUGUAGCCCGGCCAGCAUCAUGAUGGUGGAGAGCCGGGACGACGGCCUCAGCUGGACCCCGCCCAGAAACCUCUCGGUUACGCUCGGUGUGAAGAACUUUGCUCCCGGGCCGGGCCUCGGCCUCCAGAAGCGCUUCAAUCCUGCAAAGGGGAGGUUGGUGGUUUGCGGUCAUGGGACACUGGAGGGCGACGGUGUUUUCUGCAUCCUGAGCGACGACCACGGACAAACCUGGUACAACGGUGCAGCGCUGAAAAGCAUCCCCUACAACCAGAAGAAAAAAGCGCAGGACUUCAACCCUGAUGAGUGCCAGCCAAUUGAGUUGACUGACGGGACCAUCGCCAUCAACGUCCGGAACCAGAACAACUACCACUGCCGGUGCCGCAUUGUGGUGCACAGCUAUGAUGGAGGGUUGACCCUGCCCUUAGAAGGCCUGAUUUUUGACGAGGCACUGGUGGAUCCUGUAGUGGCAGCCGGAGCACUGCAAAAAGAGGGCGUGAUCUACUUCACCAACCCCUCCAAUGAGCAAAAGAGAGUGAAUCUAACCCUGAAAUGGUCGCUGACAAACGGCAUGUCUUGGGAGAACAAAGCUGUCCAGAUAUGGGCGGGUCCGAGCGGCUACUCCAGUAUGACAUCACUGGACAGCGGCUCUGUAGAAGACCGCAAGUACAUCUUUGUCAUCUACGAGAAGGGCCAGAAAGACUAUUUCGAGACUGUCUCGUUCACCAAGAUCCACCUGUAUGGUGGUCGUUAAGAGCACACGAGGACGUAGGUAGAGCAAAGUCAGACAUGAACUAUGGUGCAAACUAAACAUAAAUAACUUAUCUGUUUUGUCUCAGAUUUAAACACUUAAGGGAAAAAAGAAAACCGGAAGAGGGUUUUUUUUUUUUUUUUUAAUCCAUCAUCUUUCUCAGGAAGAUAAACAGACUCAUUCUAGGAUAUCACGAAAAUGGAGAAAGAAGAAUCUGCACGCACACAUUUUGUGAUUACGCCAUCAAAAAAUAUUUUUCUCUGAUUUAAUCCUUCUGUCCUUUACAUUUUUCAAAGGGGGUUUAAAUCACGUGUUUGUAACCCUUUAAUUUUAUUUGCCAAGUAACUACACAGCUGCAAAAUUCGGGCAGAGAAAUAUGUCAAAGCAGGAAAUGCUGAAGAUUGUUUUACAGACGGGGUACAUAAUUUACAAAAAGCUGAUUGUUAAGUAUUUUGUAAACCUAAUUGUUUUGGGACAGAAAAAAAACUAAUGUUUGAGUGUGUGAAAGUGAAAAUUACUUUUGAACCACUAUAGAUGCAACAGUUUUUUCUUUUACUAUCAUAAAGUUUGCUGUGAAUUCAUGCUGAUUGAAAUCAGUUCUACCUUUAGAAAACUUGUAAUUGUGUAAAAUAAUGGCCUAAAAAAGCAAAACCUUUUUUAAAAGAUGUAUAUUUUCACUUAUAAAUUCUCUUUAAUUGUUUCUUUGAGGUUUAAAUAAUUGUUUCAUAUACAUGUGUGGAAGAAUGUGUGAAUGAAAAGGUGCCUAACGUAACCCAAAAUGUCUUUGUUUGUAUUUAUGGAGCGGAAGCGGAGUUAUUUUAUUUGUAUAUUUUAAAUGUCAGAUUAUGACCAAAUGUCCUUUGUCUGUAGUUGCUUGGCGGAUAAAUGAAUCUGUGCUGUAAUGGAUUUUCCUUCUUGUCACAUUGUCCUUGUUUUUAUGGAUUUGAUUGUGGAAAACACACUUUUUAUGUCUGAAAUGAAAAUAAAAGGGAGGGACUGAUUUAAACCACA